Molecule: messenger RNA, 3791 nt
Organism: Rana temporaria (common frog)
Lineage: Eukaryota; Metazoa; Chordata; Amphibia; Anura; Ranidae
Gene: SLC10A3
Product: solute carrier family 10 member 3
Exons: 1
Coding region: 1815-3227 (470 amino acids)
Biological process (GO): bile acid and bile salt transport
Cellular component (GO): membrane
Molecular function (GO): bile acid:sodium symporter activity
Source: RefSeq, a predicted model, not a curated record
CCUGGAAUCCGGAAGUGAGCCGGGGGUGGCUCUGGGAGGGUCACGUGAUAGCCAGGAAAGCCGAGUCUGUUGUACUGGAGAUCAGCUGCUGUGUGGCGACUGUUCAACGCCGUGACUGAGCGAAAGACGAGCGAGCUGACAGUGUGUGCACCCCGUACACUGAGAAGGAAGAGAGCGGGAAAGAGACGUAUUCCGCACACCGUGACACGAGAAACCACCUGUGUUCUGUGACAGAGGAAAGAGCAGACAGCGUGAACCCUGUGUGUGAGGAGAGACGUUGUCCCGGACCCUGAGAGACAUUGUCCUGCACGCACCCUGAGAGACAUUGUCCUGCACCCUGGGAGACACUGUCCCGGACCCUGGGAGACAUUGUCCCGCACGCACCCUGAGAGACACUGUCCCGCACGCACCCUGAGAGACACUGUCCCGCACGCACCCUGAGAGACACUGUCCCGCACGCACCCUGAGAGACACUGUCCCGCACGCACCCUGAGAGACACUGUCCCGCACGCACCCUGAGAGACACUGUCCCGCACGCACCCUGGGAGACACUGUCCCGCACGCACCCUGGGAGACACUGUCCCGGACCCUGGGAGACACUGUCCCGGACCCUGGGAGACACUGUCCCGGACCCUGAGAGACACUGUCCCGGACCCUGAGAGACACUGUCCCGGACCCUGAGAGACACUGUCCCGCACGCACCCUGGGAGACACUGUCCCGCACGCACCCUGGGAGACACUGUCCCGGACCCUGAGAGACACUGUCCCGGACCCUGAGAGACACUGUCCCGGACCCUGAGAGACACUGUCCCGGACCCUGAGAGACACUGUCCCGGACCCUGAGAGACACUGUCCCGGACCCUGAGAGACACUGUCCCGCACCCUGAGAGACACUGUCCCGCACGCACCCUGAGAGACACUGUCCCGCACGCACCCUGGGAGACACUGUCCCGCACGCACCCUGGGAGACACUGUCCCGCACGCACCCUGGGAGACACUGUCCCGGACCCUGAGAGACACUGUCCCGGACCCUGAGAGACACUGUCCCGCACCCUGAGAGACACUGUCCCGCACCCUGAGAGACACUGUCCCGCACCCUGAGAGACACUGUCCCGCACCCUGCAGCAGAGACAGUCAGUCUAAGAGAGGAGAGACAACAACCUGCCAGCAGAGAGAGACAGCCUUCAGGCAUUGAUGGACAUUGAGCAGGACACACUCAUGUCACCCAGAAGUUCUGCAGACUGAGAACCAGCCUUUAGCCUGUGAGAGACACCCCGCAACCUCUGACGUACAGGAAAGAGACAUCCGGCAACCUCUGACUUACAGGAGAGAGACCCCCGCAACCUCUGACUUACAGGAGAGAGACCCCCGCAACCUCUGUCACACAGGAGAGACACCCUGCAACCUCCUACAUACUCUGAGAUGCAGACGCCCUGUAACAUACACAAGAGAAAUCCUGCUGGGCCCUAAAACCUUCUGAGAGCCAAGAGACUCCGGUUGAGGUGGCAAAGUUUUCAGGGGUACAGGUCUGAAGUCAAUCAGUACAGGUGACACCCGGCAUUAAGAGAAGCAGUGGGCAGGCAGUAAGGAGGUCCCCAGGAGACUUCCUGAAUUGUACCACGUGACCCCUGCACCCACAUGCUUAACAAACCAUAGAAAAUCCCAAAGGUUGGGUUGCAGCCUGGGUGAGAGAAUGACAUUCCAAAGAUAGCUCUCGAUGAUAAUGCCAGGCUCAUUAUCUGUGAGGUGACAGGCCAAGCACUUAUGGAGUGUGACAGUGUGGACUGAGCCCUACCCCCCCCCCGUCAUGCACAAUGCAGUAUUUUGUGUUGUUUUUUUUUGGUUUUGUGCUGUCCACCACAUCCUCUCUGCCUGUCAAUGAUUCUGAGCAAGUAUCGGAUUCCCUUUUCCUUAGUGCUGGGCAACCCUUGAACUCAUCAAAUCUCCUAAUCACAUCUGUCCCUCCCAGCUUUAGAUCCUUAUCAGUCUCGCCACCUACGAUUUCCGCACCAGGAUUUCUGCAGAUCGGAGAUGGUUGUUGCCUGCAGUUUGACUUUCCGGAGCACAGUAAGGGUGUCAUUGUCAUCAGCACUGGGGCUGCAGCUCCCACUUUUGACCUUAGCGUGAAGUCCUUAGACACCUCGGUGCUGCAGGUUCUCAACGUUAGUCGUGGUUCUGAUGGACUACCAGGCAAGUUCCUGGCACAUAUCUGGUCAGGCAUGCCUGGCACGGCACCUCUUCACCUUAGACUGCACCUCCUUGAUUCUGUAAUUGAAGAGCGGGAUGACUUCUCGAUUCAUGUUCUUGCCAACGAUGAAGCUCAAGAAAGUACAGGAUUUGCUGCAAGCCACUUUUCUAAGAGUCCUCUCCUCUAUGCACUGCUGCCCCUCAUCUUCAUCAACAAAUGUGCCUUUGGAUGUAAAGUGGACCUUGAGGUUUUAAAAAGCCUAGUAAAGCGCCCCCACCCGGUAUUGCUAGGCAUUGUGGGGCAGUUUGUUCUGAUGCCUCUAUAUGCAUACAUCCUCUCCUUGCUUUUAGGACUCUCUCUGCCCCUGGCGCUGGGCCUGGUGGUCACCUGUUCCUCUCCAGGAGGCGGUGGUGGGUAUCUAUACAGUCUCUUACUGGGUGGAGAUGUCACUGUGGCCAUAUCUAUGACAUUGGUUUCCACAGUGGUAGCUGUGGGACUUAUGCCUCUUUCAUCUUCACUUUAUGGAUGGUUCCUUGGUGUACACCAGACAAUGCACAUUCCUUUUCUGAAGAUUUUAGCUACACUGCUUUUUAUAGCUGUGCCAAUUUCCACAGGAAUGGUCAUCAAAUGGCGCUUUCCCCAAGUGUCCCGUCUUCUUCUGAUGGUUAUAAAGCCUUUCAGUGUUGUGCUAAUGAUUGGGGGGUUGAUCAUGGCCUAUCAGAUGGGGUCCUCACUGCUGAGCAAAGUUCAACCCAUACUGGUGGUAGCUGGGGUCAGCGUGCCACUGGUGGGACUCCUGAUUGGAUAUCUACUUGCAUACAUUCUGCGUUUACCUGUCCCCCAACGUAGGACGGUUAGUAUUGAAGUUGGGGUACAGAACAGCCUUUUGGCCUUGGCUGUUCUCCAGCUCUCCUUCCAUCGUGCUGAGGCUGAUCUUUCCUCUCAGGCGCCAUUCUUGGUGGCUCUGAGUGGCACUUCAGAGAUGUUACUGUUGGUCUUGUUACACUUUGCCUACCGAAAGUUUAAAGACCGCAAAUGAGGUUCUGGAUGAGGACUAUGCCAACUAAGAUGAUUAAAACAGUUUACAUGCUUGCCGCUCAUUCUCCGCCCCCCCCCCCUUUUUUUUUUUAGUUUUUUUUCAUAAUAUUUUACCUUUCUGUUUUAUUUUACUUUUCUGACAUUCCAAAAAAAAAAUCUUUUUUUUUUUUGCCAAAAUUUGAUUGUAAGGCAGGACAGCAAUAUAAUAUACAUAGUCUGUUAAGGUUUACAUUUAUCCAGGUCAUUGUGUAUUAGCAGUAGUUGGUCAUUCAACUGGACUUGUUCUGUAAUGUUGAAGAUGUUUUGUAGCUUAUCUACUUCUAAUGAGCGUCAGAAAAAUACCCCUGGCCUGGAUAAGCUACAAAUCGUCCUAAACAAGUCCAGCAUGUUUUACUAGUAAUAUUUAUUUCUAGGAUCAAUAAAAUAGUGACGUUUUCUGUUCUUUUCCACUAUGCCUCUGCAGUAUGAAUACAUCAAGUAUGUGUUUUUAUCUCAAUUAGAAAAGUUUAAACUUUGCUUGUUGUCAUUGGGUGUGCUACAUUUUGUAGAAUUGUUCGGUACACUU